GGAGUUUCUGAUCUCACCAACAUCUCUUGGCAUACCUAACUCUAGGCUCCGAUACUUCCUCAUUGCAAAGAGACCACCAGGAUCCUUCUCAUUCCCAACUUCAGCAGAGAUUAUAGAGGGCUUCCCCAUGUCUGAAUCCCCAAACAGUCUCACUGUUCCACACAGUCACCCUACAUCAUCUGAGUGUGAGAGAGAAAAGACUGGGAUGAUCAUUUUUAAGCUGGAGACAGAACAAGAGUUGGAAAGGAAGAGGAUCCAGGACAGUCAGGAAACAGUCCGGAGGCUGCAGGACUUCCUGCAGGAGGAUGAAGAAGGCAUGGAUCAGUAUCUGCUGCCCCCCAAAACUCUGCUCAGAUACGCAUUACUGAUGGAUGUAGUUCAGCCCAGCAGCAGGAGAUCAGUCUGCUUCACUAAAGGGUGUUAUGUAUGA
This is a messenger RNA of Sinocyclocheilus rhinocerous, 430 nucleotides long. RefSeq names its product tRNA (cytosine(38)-C(5))-methyltransferase-like. The transcript is spliced from 4 exons. The coding region runs from base 128 to 430 and encodes 100 amino acids. The record is from RefSeq and is a predicted model, not a curated record. Lineage: Eukaryota; Metazoa; Chordata; Actinopteri; Cypriniformes; Cyprinidae.